ACACAGGAGUGUCCAUGCCGACAACACUGAUAUGGUUAGACUCCUGUGCCAGUGUCUACAGUGCAGAAAAUUAACAUUCAAGGAUAUCUUUUGUCAUUUAAGGAAGUUAAAUGAUGCCAAAAAAGAUGUUGAAUUGAUAGAACCUGAAUUGGAUGAUGCACAGUGUAGCCUUCGAGAAUUUCAUAAGAAGAUUACAGAUUUACAAGCUAGUCAUCAGUUGGAAUUAUGGAAAACCAUUAAAACUUUGGCACAUCAAUUACGAUGCGUUAAAUUUGACGUUAAAGAGAGCAUUGAGCCAAACAACAACACAUCAUUCCAGUCUGAUUAUUCUCCCGUAACAUCCGAGAGCAAUUCUUUAGCUACCAAAAGUAUUCCAUCGGUUGACCAAUCUCUGCUCCCCAGCUAUGAAGAGGAUAUGGACAAAGCUGACCAUUUGACCAAGGGAAGUGAGACUAGUAUUUCCCAGGCAUGCGCCUCACAGAUGUCUGAGAAAAGCGUGCCAGUGAGUUCUUUAGCAAGUCAUUCCCUUGGUACCAUACUGGCAGUGAAUUCUGAGCAAAGUAAAAUAUUGAAAAAUGAAAACCAAGCUUGCUACAAUAAGUUGAACAGCAUGCUGAGUGCCUUCGAGCAACAACAUCAGCAGUUACUGACAUCUGUUACAGACUUUGACUUCAACUAUUUGAAGAAGGAUAACCAACAUGCUGUAAAAGAUGAAACGCAGAGUUGUUUAGAUUGACUGUUUUUACAGCAUAUAACUCAUAGUACGUUUCAAUACUGCCUUGGUGUUUAUGAAAACUGUAAUAUAAAAAAAAAAUGGUUAAUGAUGUUUAAAGUUUCUAUUCUUGAUGUAUAAUAAAUUGUCUGAAAAUCA
Molecule: messenger RNA, 871 nt
Organism: Limulus polyphemus (Atlantic horseshoe crab)
Lineage: Eukaryota; Metazoa; Arthropoda; Merostomata; Xiphosura; Limulidae
Exons: 4
Coding region: 32-736 (234 amino acids)
Source: RefSeq, a predicted model, not a curated record